AUGAGGACUGCGGUCCUGUGGGGCCUACUGGCCCUACUGUGUCAGCACACACUGGUCAGCAGCCACAUACUGGGACGGGCCUCUUCUACCAGUGACCUUGCUCAGCUCAAGUCUCUACUGGAGCGCUUUGAGGAGACUCUGGCUGCGGCUGCCCAGGAGGAAGACUCUGAAGCGGAUUAUGAAGGGACAAACCAGGAGCCUGAGCGCAGCCAGACCAGCCGAGGAUGGAGCAUUAACCAGGAGGGGGACCAAGAACCUCUGAUAUCAGACAGAUCUCAAGCGCCGGCGGAGGGCCACAACAGGGCCACGAGUCAGAGGAGCCGUCUGCAGGACCUGCUGAUGGCCACCAGGAAACGAGCCUCCAGCUGCUUUGGAGCCAGAAUGGAUCGAAUAGGAAACGCCAGCGGUCUGGGAUGCAACAAUGGAAGAGGCUAG
Molecule: messenger RNA, 435 nt
Organism: Seriola aureovittata
Lineage: Eukaryota; Metazoa; Chordata; Actinopteri; Carangiformes; Carangidae
Gene: nppa
Product: natriuretic peptide A
Exons: 3
Coding region: 1-435 (144 amino acids)
Biological process (GO): receptor guanylyl cyclase signaling pathway; neuropeptide signaling pathway; negative regulation of systemic arterial blood pressure
Cellular component (GO): extracellular region; cytoplasm; nucleus
Molecular function (GO): hormone receptor binding; hormone activity
Source: RefSeq, a predicted model, not a curated record